GACCUCGGCAUCGGUGCCUAUCGGACGGAUGAGGGGAAGCCAUGGGUACUGCCCGUCGUCCGGAAGGCUGUGCUCGAGAUACUGACGGAUGAGUCACUGGAUUACGAAUAUUUGGGUCAAUUAGGGGACGACUCGUUCGCCUCUUCGGCCGCCGGACUCCUGUUGGGAGACAACUGCAGGGCUAUCGACGAGCGCCGGGCGUUUGGCAUCCAAUGCCUGUCCGGAACGGGCGCUCUUAGGAUUGGCGCUGAGUUCCUGAGUCGGAGCGCCGGCUUUACCACCGUUUAUGUGUCGGACCCCUCAUGGACCAAUCACCGGUCAGUAUUGGAGAGCGUAGGCCUCAAUGUGUGCGCAUACAGGUAUUGGGACGCCGGCGCCCGUCGGCUUGACUUUGACGGUCUAAUAGAGGACUUACGGGCGGCACCGGUAGACUCCAUUGUAAUAUUGCAGGCGUGCGCUCAUAACCCGACGGGUGUCGACCCAACUGGCGAUCAAUGGCUGACGAUAGCGGAGGUGAUGCGAGAGCGCCGGUUGUUUCCAUUUUUCGACUGCGCCUACCAGGGCUUGGCAUCUGGCGAUGUGGACAGGGAUGCACUCAGUGUCCGAACAUUUGUAGACAUGGAGUUUGAGAUGAUAUGCGCCCAGAGUUUCGCCAAAAACUUCGGUCUUUAUAAUGAGCGCAUCGGUAGCCUAACGGUGGUCCUGAAGAGCUGUGAACCGGCGGUGAACGUGAGGUCACAGAUCACUCGAUUGGUUCGCGAGAACUACAGCAACCCUCCAGUCCAUGGGUCGCGCAUUGUAACCAAAGUACUGACUGACCCUACACUCAGACAGGAAUGGGAAGAAUGCAUUCAAGUAAUGGCGAGUCGUAUGCGAGCCAUGCGAUCGGCGCUGAGGGAAGGUAUCGAGCGAUCGGGAACUCCAGGCCAGUGGUCGCACAUCACAGAACAGUGCGGUAUGUUUUGCUACACAGGUUUAGGGGAACGGCAGGUUCAGCAUCUCUUAGACCGUUACCACAUAUACGCGCCCAAAGAUGGGAGAAUCAGUUUGUGUGGACUCAACACUACGAAUGUUGAAUACGUGGCCAAAGCUAUCAGCGAUUGUGUCCAUCAAAGUGACCACUGA
Messenger RNA from Oppiella nova, 1125 nucleotides. NCBI's taxonomy places the organism in Eukaryota, Metazoa, Arthropoda, Arachnida, Sarcoptiformes, Oppiidae. The record is from the annotation of a GenBank genome assembly.